AUGGCGGAGUUCCCUAAUUUCGGACAACAUUGUGCCGUCGAUCUCUGUAAUCGUCUAGGUGCGUUUUCUCUUUACAAAGAUCUUUGUUAAGACAUGCUUUUCAUUUUAUAUUUCAGACUUUCUUCCAAUUAAGUGCGACUCGUGUACUCGUAAGUUUUGUACGGAUCAUUUCACCUACGAGGCACACUCCUGUGAAAGUUCUUCCCAUAAGGUUUUUUCGAAUUGAUUUAUGGAAAAAGUUGAAUUAUAAAUAACAUCGCUUCUUUUCGAAAAUUUUAACGGUGUUUGGGCGUGCAUUUUCGACAGUAGAAAAUCUAUUAAAAACGAUUUAAGACAUUGAGGGCUUUUUUUCCACCAUAAAAAAACCUAUAAAACUUCUUUUGAUCGUUUCUAAAAAAAUUUUUUUAAAUUUUUUUCAGCGGUUCAAAGCGAAUUUUUUUCUCCUGUUAAUAAUUGAAGUGAAAAAAAUUUUUUUGAUGAAAAAGUUAUACCUAUAACUCGCGAUUUUUUUAUUUUUGCUGUUUUCAUUUGCUCGAAAGAAUCCAGCCGCUAAAUCAAUAUUAGUUAUUCAUAGUGGAAUUUUUCAGCAUUUUACCUGAAUUUUCGGAUAUCUUGAAAGUAUUCAUUCAGAAUGCACAAGUUCCAAUAUGUCCUAUCUGUAGUCUGCCUGUCCCAACGCCUAGAGGAACUCCUGUUGAUUAUCAGGUGAAUAAACUGUACUAAAUAAACUAUCCCGUUUUUUCAGGUUAAUGAACAUAUUCAAAAUAAUUGUUCGGUUAAUAAAACGAAGAUCUUCACCAACAAGUGUAACAGAGCGGGCUGUAAAAAGAAAGAGGUUUUUUGUUGCGAUUUUUUUCGGAGUGAGUUAUGGUUUGCUUUGCAGUUGAUACCGGUUACGUGCACCAGAUGUAAGCGAAACUUCUGCCUCGGCCACAGACACGAAAGGGACCACGACUGCGAGGAAUUCAUGAAGACAGCACCACACAAAAAAGGAGGCGUGUUUGGUUUCACGUGCGUUUUACACAUAUAUAAAACAGUCUUGCAGUGGACGAAUGAGUUCAGUUGCCUUUCAUACUAGUUUUUGUUUUUCAGACUGCCGGCUGCCCUUGGGAACUGCAGGUCACAAGUUACGAGGUCGCAAGAAUCCCAAGACGAACAACUCGCCCGAGCCUUGCAAGAAGAGGAAUAUUCGUACGUCUAAAUAUGACUCGUGUUGUUCCUAAGGACUCUUAAUCACAGAGAAACGCCGAAUCGACGCAACAACUCGAACAGCAACUGUUCUGUUUCAUAACCUUAUGUUCAUACCAAUUGUAAAAAUGAGAAAAAUGUGAUACAUUCCCACAUGUCAUAAUGUACCCUACUAACAGUUCAUAAAAUUUAUUACUUCCGGAGUUUUUCAAUUUUUUUCCAGUUAUGAACAGACCAUGUGGUCCAGUUGCUUCAAAAUAUAAUUAAGCUCAAGAUUUAGAGCUUCGAAAACAAAAGCCAUGUCCAUCGCCAUAACGAUUUGUCGAGUCAAUAAAAAAUGCCGUUGACAAUCGGCCUUGGGGCAAAAAAGCACAGCUGCAACUGCGAGCCCAGUUGUAAUUCCGGGUGCUCGAAGGCGAUAAAUCGCGUGUCGCUUGAGGGCCUCGACGCCUUUUGACGCGUUGUUGUGGCCGGCGCCGCAGAUCUUUCUGUGGUUUGUCGCUUUUUUGUGCUCUUCAACUGACUUUUUCGUCCUUUGAUUGCCGCGGUCAAGCCCUGACUCUUACUUCUGCAGAAAAUAAUCAUGCCUCUGAAUAGAAGAUCGCCGGAACAGCUGGUCCUCCUACGGAAAAAGUUUGUCAUCUCUUGAUGCAUUUUCUGGCUCAGAAAGUGAACUGCUCCAUUUGAAAACUCACUCCCUCACUUGAAGAAAUUAUCAAGGUCUUUUGAACCGAGUUUGAAUGAGUGGUCGAGAAAGAAGUUCUUUUCAAGACCCUGACCAGUGAUUUAGGAAAGUUCUAAAAUGUUUCAGAGGAGCCCCAUGGACGAGUGCCGCCGUUUUUGUUUUUCUAAUUUUCACGCUUGCCGCCAUGUUCUAUUUGAUAUACGGCCGUUGGAUAGUCAUACCGAAUUCCGAAAGAUCCGAGCCUAUCUAUGACAGAAGUAUGAGGUUGUUGGGGAAAGGCGGAGCCAACGGAGAUCGGAAAAACGUAAACAAUCAAUGUGAGUUGAAGUGUUUCUAGAGAAAUAGCUCCAUGUUUAGGUGGUUCCCAUCAUGGGCCAAAGAGGACAAGAGUCGACGGCGGCAGGGCCAUUGUCUUACCAAAUUCCGAAUACAGUCAUUUCGAUCAUGUUGUAAUAUCCACUACCUCAAGUUCGAUUCCUUCUGACGCGAAAACUACGGAAAGCACGACUCUCAACUUUACAACUACCACAACUGCACGAACUUCGGAAGCUGACGAACAAGAAAAGGGAGCUUCUGGAUCCGACGUCAAGGUUAAACAGGAAAAAUUAGGGUUUCUUCAAAAUUCACGCUACCGUUUUUCAUUCUCGUCAUUCAAGUUAGGAGUGAGUUCAGAUAUCUCAGCUUCUCUAUAAAAAAUCCUCUCUAUUUUUUCCUUUAAGACUGAGAAAUUCCAAUGGCCUCGUGAAAUCAGAAGUACCGUCCAGGAGCUGAAGAACUUCGCUGUUUUGACGAACCAUGAAGAGUGUAGCCGCAUCUCCAGGUAGGCUGAUAACUUCGCAGAAGUUCUAGAGCCCCUCUAAAAAAAUUCCUAUUUCCAGAGAUACGCUGGUCCGCGGAGGCAACGCUGUCGACGCCGCCAUUUCGGCUGAGUUCUGCCUUGCCGCAGUUCAUCCACAUGCCACUGGUCCUGGAUUCGGGCUUGUUGUAACCCUUCAUUCUGAGUUCGGAAUUACUUUUUCAUCAUUUUGUGAAUUCAAACUUUCAGAAAAGAUGGCAAAACCUAUACGAUCGACGGUAGAGAGAGAGCUCCUAGAACAGCCGUGCCACACACUUUCGCGGAUAACCCAAACUUGGCAAAACUGGGUAUUUUUGAUCUCAUGUUCAAUGAGAGAGAAGAGUUACAGGCUACUCCUCGAUUUGUACUCCGGGGUGGGUCUCCGUUUUGUGGACAUUAUUUCGCCGUUUCGGAUCUGGUCGAAUAACUUGGAAAGACCUUGUCACUCCAGCUGCCCGACUAAUUCUCAAUGGUAAACAAGAAAAUUAAUGAGGUAAAGUUUCAGUUUCAGACGCUGUAUACGUGGAUCAUUUUCUUGAAAGAGCAAUCAGAGAACAUCACAGCACUUUGAAAUCCGAAAAAAGCUUCAGGUUUCAGAUUCGAAGCAUUCUAGAGAUUUUCGCUCAGACCAAUAUUGAACUCAACCACGACGAGUGGUUCUUCGAUCAAAGACGUCGCCUUGGCAGAACUUUUCCACAAACUCGCUGUCGCUCCCGACCCUGUGGAGUUGUUCUACCGUGGGGAACUAGCGGAUGACGUCUUCAUGGAGAUGAGAAAGCGUGGAGGACUUCUGAGAAAGUCAGACUUCGAAUCCUACGAAUGCGUCGUUUCUGAGACGGUCACUGUGGAUAUUCACUAUUCGCAGCUCCGAGGACCUCGAUUUCCUUCUUACUUCUCUCUUCUUAAGUAUUUUUUUCGUGACAUCGCCGGUAGGUUUUUUUGCAGAGUGCUAUAAAGAUGAGCUCAUUAUAUAAUUUAAAAAAACUUUCUCAAAAAAUGCCUAUAAUUUUUUUUAGUUCACCAGUUUUUUUUUUCAGUAUUAGGGUAGUUUACACUUCCUUAUAACGAUUUUGUGCAAAAGCCUAUGUGAAAAAUUUCCAAUGGUUUCAUUUAUCCCAAUUUCAGAAGUUUACGGGAUCUCAGACGAGUUAAAUAAUGAUCCAGAUUUUUUUGAAAGUGUUCUUAAAGCAUUGUCGCACAUGCAGAAAAUAAAAAAAUACGUCGGUACGUUUUUUUGUGUUUAAUCUCAAAAUGAAGAAAAAAGUUUUCAGCUGAUGAUCAGGUAGACAAACAAGUGAAACGCCUUAUCGAAAUGCAUAGAAGUGGUUCGCCCGUAGAGGAAGAAGUGAGACUGUUUGAAAAACGCUUCAUGAUUUCGGAAUCUCAGAAGAAGAUUGAAACGUCUUCAAACGUGAUCACAAUCGACAACAAGGGAAACGUGUUGAGCAUGGCUUCAACCAGCACAAAUGCGUGAGUUUUCCGUUUGAUAACAUCGGUACGAAGUUUCGCUUCUUAUCUGCAGGUUUGGCUCUAUUCGACGAUCGAGCAAACUGGGUUUUGUAUGGAACAAUGCCAUGUCUUCUUUCAAAACAGACUGUGAAAAAGGAGUCGUUAACUGUAUUCUAGGAGGGAAACGUCCAGCUAUCCAUGUUUCCCCCUUCAUACUUUUCGAUGAAGAAGAUCAGGUUGAUUAAGAAGACUUCUUGAAGAAAAGACUCAAAAUUCAAGUAAUUUUUCAGCCGAUAAUGGCUUUUGCUAGUACUGAAGGCGGUUUAGAAACGACGGCACAAGUAAUUUUACAUCAUAUCAUAUUAAGAAAGGUGAGGGAAGUCACAGAGAAAGAAAGAAGGAAAAUUCAGCCUAUUCCUGCUGCAAUCGACAUGCCAAAACUCUUCCUAAUGGCGCCGGACGUGGUAAAAUAUGAAUCUGGAGUACCGCAGGUAAUUGAACUAUUUGAUGAAAAAUGAGACCGAGUUUCCAGGAACUUCUACGAAGUUUGCGAGAGAAAUAUCGAACCAAAAUUGCCGAAGAGCAUAAAGCUAUCUAUGUCCUGCAUCGUCUAACGAAAAACAUCACCGAGGCGAUUUGCGACUUCCGACAACCGAAUAGUUGCUAUCCGAUGGGACAAUAA
Caenorhabditis auriculariae is the source of this 4839-nucleotide messenger RNA. The record is from the annotation of a GenBank genome assembly. NCBI's taxonomy places the organism in Eukaryota, Metazoa, Nematoda, Chromadorea, Rhabditida, Rhabditidae.